Molecule: messenger RNA, 2734 nt
Organism: Asterias rubens (European starfish)
Lineage: Eukaryota; Metazoa; Echinodermata; Asteroidea; Forcipulatida; Asteriidae
Product: tRNA (guanine(26)-N(2))-dimethyltransferase-like
Exons: 14
Coding region: 146-2107 (653 amino acids)
Biological process (GO): tRNA N2-guanine methylation
Cellular component (GO): nucleus
Molecular function (GO): RNA binding
Source: RefSeq, a predicted model, not a curated record
GUCAGUUAAAAAAUGUCAACAAACGGAAAACGUGUCCAGCUCUGAGAUCAAUCGAGAGGUACCGAUAUUGUGUUCAGUGUUUGUUGGUUCAUGGAGGUAGAAUUUGGUUACAACGUAACUGUAAGUGAGUCCAAUCUAUCUAAAUAUGGAGAUGGAUAUAGAUAAAGAUAGAGUUGAAACUUCGCAAGCUGUUUCUCCUUCAGACCAAUCCAGCUGCGUUACAGACAGCAGGUACACAGAAACCUCCCCAUUGACAUCAUUGGUAACCAGAAAUAUGACCGAGAACAGUUCUGAGGCCAUCCCUGAUCCAUCAAUGGAUGUACAAGACAUGGAUGGCCAAGUUUCUCUGGAUGCCAAGACCAUCCCUGAUUCAGGGGGUGCCACUCCCGCAGCAAUUCAAGAAGAUACUGGAAAUGGUGUGAAUGUCCAAUGCGAGGAGGGCAAGACUGUACCCACAUCAGGGGGUGCCACUCCUGCAAUGAUUCAGGAAGGUCAGGCAAGGAUAAUGUUCCCAUCCCUGAAUGAGGUGUUUUAUAAUCCAGUCCAGCAGUUCAACAGGGAUUUGACAAUUGCUGUUAUAAGUGUACAUGCUGAAGAACAGCUGGCAAUCAAAGGAUUUAAAGUUUCUUACGAGUCCAGUAAAGAUGCAGAAGGGAAAGAGGAAACAACUCCAGAAAGUGAAAACAUCACUGAAGAUGAAAAACAGACGUACCACCCGGGAGAAUAUUGCAAGGAUGGACUCAAUAUUCUAGAGGGAUUGUCUGCAACUGGACUGAGAGGAGUACGUUACGCCAAGGAAAUCCCUGGAUUGAAAAACAUUGUCUCCAAUGACUGGAACUACGAGGCCUUCAAGGCAAUCCAGCGUAACAUCAAAGAGAACAAUGUGGAGCAAUUGGUGACAGCCAGCCAUGGUGACGCUUCAUUGAUCAUGAAUCAGUACCAUCUGACUGACCGAGUGGAUAUCGUUGAUCUGGAUCCAUACGGCAGCCCUGCUAAGUUCCUGAAUGGCUCUAUGCAAGCAGUCAAGGAUGGUGGUAUACUGUGUGUUACCUGCACGGAUAUGGCCGUCCUCUGUGGUAAUCGCAGCGAGGCUUGCCAUGCUAAGUACGGAGCUAUGUCACUGAGGGCAAAAUACUGCCAUGAAAUGGCAUUACGGAUUGUUCUUCAUUCGGUGGAGAUGCAUGCGAAUAUACAUCAUCGUCACAUUGAACCUCUACUAUCAGUCAGUGUAGACUUCUACAUACGUCUCUUUGUACGAGUUCAUACCAGCCAGUCAAAGGUCAAGCGGUCAGCUGCCAAGAAAGCGUUAGUCUACCACUGUGAGGGAUGCGAUAACUUUCAUCUACAGCGCAUGGGGAGACUUCUCCCAGUUGCAGACAACCCUAAGAAUUUCAGAUACAAGAGUGCCUUUGGACCUCCCGUUGGUCAGAACUGUGAAAACUGUGGUUCAAGAUUUCUUCUUGGAGGUCCAAUAUGGGCGGAACCUCUUCAUGACCCUGAGUUUGUCAAGAAACUUCUGGGUCAUGUAACGACCCACUCUGACCGAUUCCACACUCACACCAGGAUGAAGGGGAUUCUCACACUCAUCAGUGAGGAGCUUUUAGACUGUCCACUCUACCACAAAUUCAGCCAGCUAUUUCACCACGUCCGCAGCGCGUGCCCACCACUGAAGAAGUUCCGCUCAGCGUUAAUGCACGCUGGGUACAGAGUGUCACAGUCUCAUAUCACAGCAGAGGCCGUCAAGACAGAUGCCCCUCAUUCGGUUGUCUGGGACAUCGUCAAAGAGUGGGUAAAAUUAAAUCCAGUAACAAGGAAGCGGAAACUAGAAGAUACCAGCGUCAGUAACAUCAUACUGAGCCAAAAAUCAAGUACUGAAGUUUCCUUUGAUGUAAGAGAAGACGCCAUGCCGACGUCUCGGAAACAGGGCAUCCCAAGAUUCCCUGCCAACCCUGCCCCCAACUGGGGUCCCAAGGCGAGGGCGAAACCAUCAUCAUCUGCAGAGACACUUGAAGAGAAAAGAGCGCGUCAUCAAAACAAAAGAGCAAAACAAAAAGAGCAGAGACCAGAGGAAGGAAAUGAGUUGGACGACGUCAAAUUACAAAAGUGAGAAAUAAUUUGAUCUUAGAUGUAUGUGUAAACAAUCCUUGCAUCGUACAUUCUACAAAACUGUACUAUUGAUGGGUCCAGGGGUGGAGAAAGCACCCCACGCUAGUAAACAUUUUAUUGUCUGCUGAACAUAUACAGACAUAAAGGCACUUAACAUGUUUGGUAAGUCGUCAAAGAUCAGUAUUCUCAAUUUAUAGACAACAUUUUUAAGAAAUUUACAAUAACAGUAAAAGGUGAAAGUUUCAGCUGAAAAAGAGUGUCUACUUGUUGCGAAAACAGCAAAAACUUGUGGCAAUUUUACAAGAACACAAGUCCAUCUAGAAUUAGUAAGGUGAUAGUGGUUACCAACCACAUCUCUGGCUGCAGCAUUCAAGAAUGGACACCAACCCUUAGAAAUCUGAGAAUGGAUGCAUGCAUCAAUUGUUUCUCCGAUUCAAAUGUUUUUGAGUAAAAACCCUAGUACCUCGAAGAGAAUCCUUUCUUAAAAUAGUUUAUACUAUCAACAGCUGCAGUGCUUCUCACUAAACAAAUGUUUGUGGUCAAUGAUUUUUUGAGUAUAUAACAUUUCAGACCCUACCUUUAAGCUUCCAAAAGCACCGAAAAAUAGAAUAUUCAUAAAAAAAAAAAA